ACUCCCUGGUCCCUCCGGGCCCGGGACCCACAGGUGUAUACCUGAUCCACGUGUGUCACUGGCAAACCAUGGUGUGCCCAAGGUCAGGGGCAGGGUUGAGACUCCAGCAGCGACCCCCAGGAGGGCCCAGGGGUGGGGGGAGGCCAGGUGGGAGGGGCUUCCUGGAGGAGGAGGCCCUGUGGUGAGGACCAAGGGAGGGCUGGACCCGCUCGGCUGUGCAGGGGCUGGGGUAGGGGGCCAGCGCCCAGCCUCACCUUGGCUCCGCUCAGAACCCUCGCCCCCGGCCACCCCAGGCUGCCUCCUGGUUCCGGCAAACCCAGAGCUGCUGCUGGGCAGGUGGGAUGGUGGGCAGGGGCCCCCGGGGCCGGCCUCACCAGCGACCUGGCCACCCCGGCCAUUUGUUCCAAGCCAGCAGGGCAGGGAGAUGGGGCCCCCCCCAGCACCCCCCAGCGCCCCAGCCCCGGCGGGCACCACGGCUGUACCCGGGCUCAUUCCAGACCUCGUUGCCCGGAUCCCCUGGCCCCGCUGGGCACUGGUUGCCACCGCCGUAGUGGUUGGGGUCCUCAUUAUUUCCUGCCUGCUCUGUGUCAUCUGCUGCUGCCACCGCGGCCGCCACAGGAAGAAGCCCAGAGACAAGGAGGCCGUGGGCCUAGGCAGUGCCCGUGGCACCACCACCACGCACCUGGUGCAGCCCGAUGUGGAGGACCUGGAGGCUGACUCCGGGGGUGCCCAGCAGUGGGGGCGCCUGCUGCUGUCCCUGGCGUAUGACUUCAGAAGCCAGGAGAUCAGGGUGGGCCUCAAGCAGGCAGCAGACCUAAGGGCUGGGGACAGAGGCGGCACGGCAGACCCCUACGCCCGCGUCAGCCUCUGCCCCCCCGCUGGGCACACGCACGAGACAAAGGUGCACCGUGGCACACGCUGCCCUGUGUUCGACGAGACCUGCUCCUUCCACCUGCCGCCGGCGGAGCUGCCGCGGACCAGCCUGCAGGUGCAGGUGCUGCACUCCCGGCGCGUCUCCCCGCCCGAGCCGCUGGGCGCGCUCAGCCUGCCGCUGGGCACCGUGGACCUGCAGCACGUCCUGGAGCUCUGGCACCCGCUGGGCCCACCCAGCGCCCCCGAGCCCGAGCAGACGGGCGACCUGUGCGUCUCACUCCGGUACGUGCCCGGCUCCGGCCGGCUGACCGUGGUGGUGCUGGAGGCCCGAGGCCUGAGCCCGGGGCUGGCAGAGCCCUUCGUGAAGGUCCAGCUUGUGCUGAAUCAGAGGAAGUGGAAGAAGAGGAAGACGUCGCCCAGGAAAGGGACGGCCGCCCCUUACUUCAACGAGGCCUUUACCUUCCUCGUGCCCUUCAGCCAGAUCCAGAGCGUGGAUCUGGUGCUGGCCGUCUGGGCCCGGGGCCCUCAGUUCCGGGCCGAGCCCGUGGGCAAGGUUCUGCUGGGCGCCCGGGCCUCUGGUCAGCCCUUACAGCACUGGGCAGACAUGCUGGCCCACGCCCGGCGACCCAUUGCCCAGUGGCACCGCCUGCGUCCGGCCAGGGAGGUGGACCGGGCCUUGGCCUUGCAGCCCCGCCUGCGCCUGCCCCUGCCAGGCUCCUGAAAGCAGUGUCCUCGAGGGUGCAGGCCGCCCCGGGGACCACACAAUAAACGCCUUCU
Molecule: messenger RNA, 1650 nt
Organism: Phacochoerus africanus (Common warthog)
Lineage: Eukaryota; Metazoa; Chordata; Mammalia; Artiodactyla; Suidae
Gene: SYT8
Product: synaptotagmin 8
Exons: 8
Coding region: 425-1594 (389 amino acids)
Biological process (GO): regulation of calcium ion-dependent exocytosis; calcium ion-regulated exocytosis of neurotransmitter; synaptic vesicle endocytosis
Cellular component (GO): dense core granule; synaptic vesicle membrane; axon
Molecular function (GO): calcium ion binding; syntaxin binding; calcium-dependent phospholipid binding
Source: RefSeq, a predicted model, not a curated record